Molecule: messenger RNA, 1403 nt
Organism: Eriocheir sinensis (Chinese mitten crab)
Lineage: Eukaryota; Metazoa; Arthropoda; Malacostraca; Decapoda; Varunidae
Exons: 1
Coding region: 200-1327 (375 amino acids)
Source: RefSeq, a predicted model, not a curated record
GUAGUAGUCUGCAAUGGCGCGGUAAUUAUCACGAUCAAACAAGUGCUUAACCUCCCUUUCUCAUGUGUUCGAAGGUGGUUUCGUUUGAGUUUAUGGGUUUUAUAUAUUUGUUUUAUUAGUUUGCUUUGAUUGUUCUCUUCUCUUUAGUUGAGUAAACUGUAAAAUUUGAUACUGAGGGAACUUAGGAAAUUUUGACACAAUGGAGAAAACUGUAAAGGAAGAGAUAGCUGACUUGCUGGGUCCAUGGGAAAGUGAACACUGCCCAGACCAACAGCGUACUGACACUGAUCAAGAAGACCCUAGGGCACAAACACAGUCAAAGAAAGAGCCACAAGCGGGUGACACCGUGAAAAUGGAGGAACUCGAGGAAGAAGUAGAUUUUCUAAAAACAUCAAUGUUAGGACUAGUGGACCGAUUACGUAGAAGCCAAGAAGACUCGCCUACCAAACCACUACUUAAACCAAGGGACAUACCCAUCCUUGAAAGAAGACACUUGAAAGGAGUAGAAGGAGGAGGCAGAUUAGAGGUAUUCCUUUCCCAGAUAGAACAAUGCACCCCACGGGGGGAAGAUCGAAAAAGAAUAGCUUUGAGUCGAGUAGACGCGGAAUUAGCGGUUUACAUUCAAAGCACUCUGAAGCAUGGCCCGGUUGUGGACUGGGAAGAAUUCAAGAUAUCACUGAUCAAAGAACUAACAGAUCAGAGUAAAGGAAAGGUAUUCGACGCCUUAAAUGACCUCAAAUACUCAUAUGAGGAAGACGCGACCGAAUUUGUCACCCAACUUAAAUGCAAAUUCGCACUCCUAGAGGUAAAAUCAAAUCCAGGAGAAGUGCCAAAGAGGGAAAAGUUGAUAAAAACAAAGUUGCUAAAGGGAAUGCCUCGAGAUAGUAGAGACAGGCUAGAAAUAUAUAUGGAUAAUCACGUGCCACUCGACACCUUUAUGGAAAAACUAGAGGUGGAACGACUAGUAGCCCUAGCAAGGAAAAAAGACAGUGUCUUUAUGGUGACGGACGACGCUCCUCCAGCUGGUGCAUCAGGCACGGGAGCAUCACCAGUAACAUCCCCGAAGGCUGAAUCCUUGGCCGAACCUACCGCCUUAGCCUCCUAUCUCGAUCGAAUCGAGCGCAGACUAGAGCGGUGGGAAGAGCAAAAGAAACAACAUCGAGAGAGAAGGACAUCCGUGUACUGCCCGUAUUGUAGGUCCACAACACACGACGUGCAGUCAUGUUUUAAGAAUCCGCUUCCCGGUUCGUGUUUUGAUUGUUUGAGGAUGAACUGCCGAAGAGGGUACCCUGGUUGUCCAGGAAGGAAGACCUUUCAGACACGGUGACUGGCGCAAGCUAGGUCCCCAAUAAUCACAGUCAACAUCAAAAGCCAUAUGCUAGAGGCCCUGCUCGACACUGGUA